This is a messenger RNA of Vitrella brassicaformis, 3507 nucleotides long. The record is from the annotation of a GenBank genome assembly. NCBI's taxonomy places the organism in Eukaryota, Vitrellaceae.
ACGUUCCUGAUGUUGGUAAUCCAGACAUUAAUUCCUUCACCCAUGAAAAGCAAGCCGUGAACCAUGCAUGAGUCCGCUACUCGAAUUAAGAUUGCGUCAACCCUUCCCUUUCUCCACUCGAAGAAGCUGCGCUCGAACCACCGCCCUGCGCGCAGCAUCCUGUCUUCCGCGGUCCUCGUGCCGCAUCGGACAGGUUCACUCUCCCUCGGCCUGUGCUGUCUGAUUCGCUGGCCCCAGCACCACCGCCAGAAAGCUGCAACGACUUCGUUUGCACUGCAUUCUUCCUUCUGUGAAAACACAGCAACAAGACGUUGCUGAAAGACAUGCUGUGUGCGGCUAUCCCUCACCUGAGGUCAACAAGUUUGGCCGCAGCCGACAAGAAGGCAUUGUCGACGUUGGACGCAGUCUGUCAUGUUAUUGCAUUUGCCAAGAAGUGUGCAACGUUGUACGUUGUCGUUGAAUGAUUGGAAAACUUCGCCCACCUUGGCAGAUGUAUUCACGAAGAUCGCGCCGAUGCGGUCCGCACACGCCUGCAGAACAGGGGAUAACGACGUUAUACUUGUCACAGAGCUGCGUAAUCCUACCGGUGUGUGGAACUUCCUAACCUUUGCUUCUUCCUCAGACACUUGGAUCUGGUCCUUCAAGUCAUACUUGUUGCCAACGAGGAGUUUCACCUGGGCAGAAGACGCAUCGAUGUCUUGUGUUUGCAAAUCAGACGAGACAGCACAUGAAAAGGAAUCGAGUACCGUUGACGGGCCGCAGUCGUGAUGCUCCUGAAUCUGCAAUACAGCUCCCCAUUUGAUCGUGUGCCCACCAUUUUCCUCCCCAAUAGGCCUGCCCGAAGUACCUGGUUCAGCCAUUGGUCCACGUGGUCAAAGGAUUCUCUGCUGGUGGCAUCGUAGACGAGAACAAAGCCAUCUGCGUUGCGGUAGUAAUUGCCUGUGACGACGCUGAACCUUUCUUGGCCUGCAGUGUCCCACUGCGAAGACAACCAAAUCCGACAGUCCAAUCAACCAGCGCAGCUGCCUACCAGCUGCAGCUUGACGAGUUUGCCCUUGAUCAUGGUGACGACUGUCUUGAAGUCGACGCCAAUCGUUGACACGUGGAAGUCCGAAUACACGUCCUAGGGGAAGGGGUGAUGAGCAGGAUGGCGAAGAACAAGCGUGACAAGCCUGUGCCCACGGCCUUUCUCAGAAUGCGUAUGACCUGGACAAAACGGGUGAGAAGACAGCUCUUCCCAACGCCAGAGUCCCCCACUGUCACGAGUUUGAACUUGAAAUCACCGUCACCCUAAAGAAACAAAAGGUUGGUGCGAAGAAGAGCACUUUCACUUUCAUCAUCGUGUUUGAACAUACCGCGCCGUCUCGAAUCUGCAAACAAUCGACAGAAAAAAGGGAAGGGGCGGUGACCUACUUGUAGGAAAUGCUGGAAAUCGCGUCUGUACCUGGAGUACAUUGAGAAAGAACAGUUUCCUCGAGAUUCGCUGUCCUGGACCACCUCCGUCGUCGCCUGCAGCAGCUCACGUCAGACAGAGGUUGGCGGCACUUCUCUUCCGAACCUAGUGCAUCUCCUUUCUGUUUUGUAGCCUCAGUCUUUUCCCUCGAUCCACCGAAGACGAUGAGCUUGUCAUGCAACACUGUACUGCAGUGGGACUUCACAUUGAUUUGCCCUGAAAAGUGGACAACCAUCACUUAUCAGGUGGUUACUAGUGGCGACGCCUGGCGACUGACCUUCGUACAAUGGUCUGCUCCAUUUGCUUUUCGCAGAAUCGUAUAUGUACAAAUCAGAAACUUCCGCUAUCGUCUUGAAUAUGUACCAUGCAAUAGAGGAAUGGAGGGGGAUGGGGGCCCUUUGUGACGACUAUGAUUCUUACUUGGCCCGCAAAUAUGAAGACUCUGUCGCCUAUUAAGUCCAUUGAAUGGAAGGACCUCGACAAGGGGGCCGUGUUUGCAACUUCUACUCGACUCCUGAGGGUAUUGGUCACCGAGUUUUUUCUCGAGUUUCUGCUCACGAUGACUCGCUGCUCUGCUUUCUUCUAAGCUGCUUGCCCUUACCAAACGUACUCGCCCUGCGUCGCCAGAUCCAGAGAGAACAAGGCACCGUCGUCCUCAGCUCCUCUGCGUGGUGACCACACAAACACAACACUGUCUGUAUGAUCGUGGUUUGUCCAUUUCCAUUGCUCUCUACCCGAACAGCAGAAGUUUGUCUUGGAAGCAGACGGUUUUGUGACCGUACCUAACACGAAGUAGGCAAUCUCGCAACGAGAGAAGAGCCAUGCGCUUGGGUAUACCGCGCCGAGGGGACUUCCCCAGUUUGGCUUGGUUGCUGCCAUGCUGACUUCCCGAGGUCCAGUAUCCAAAGCUCAUUUGAUGCCUGGUAAAAGCAAAACGGCCGUUGAAGCAAGCAGCACCCUGACACCUUCUCACCUGGGUAAGGUUGGCGUCCGUGGCACCUCCGAAAACGACUAGCUGGUUCUUGAAGACUGCAACACAUGCAACGGCUACUGGUGUACUUGAUUGAAAACGGUCCAAAAAGUCGCCGCACCUGAGGCGGAGUGAAAGGCUCUUGCUGGCGGCAUUGGUCCAGUGAUCUCCGGCUGCGUCCACACGAGGGUGCUUGUUUGCAGCAGGAACAGAUCGCUGACAGUUCAUACAUGGGCCAUCCACAUGGACAGUAAGUGGAGAAACGAAAUGAGCCCGCUCUACCUGGAUGGUGACCCCUGAUGGGCCCAUGGGCGAAGGCGCGUUGAAGCCGAGCCAGCAGUCGGAGCCAUAAACGGUGGAGGAGGGAAGCUCUUCUGCAGUUGCUCGUCUAGCAUUAUCUCUGAGUCCUUCAUUCAAACAAGACACACAGCCCACUCUUUACAGCUUAAGAGACCGACUGGCGCAGCGAGUGGUGCAUACCUCUUCUGCGAGCCCUCCAAAAAGAACCAGGGACUGAGUAUCGGGGUGAGCUUGCAGAGAGUGGCCAUAGCGUGGCGUCGGCUUGCUGAAGCCUCCAACAUUCAGCUCCUUCCAUGAUGCCUUCUCUGUGAGGCCACUCACACCCACAAAGAGCAAGUACGCAGCCCUCUUGCUGGACAGUCUGCGCUCACCGAUCUCCAUCACAUGCAAAUCACCAUAGGCGGCCUUCUCAUCGGCGCCUCCGUGAAGGUAGAGGCGUGUCCCCACGGUCACAAUCUUGUGCAAAUACAAAACAUGCCACAAGUGCAGUGCAGACGAGUUUGGCCCGCCUUUCUGCAUCGCUGUACCUGGCUGGCAACCCUAGCAGUCGGAAUAUCUCCAUGCUGGCGAAGGUCACAGACGGAGAGGACCAGGUUUCUGACGUUCUGGGUCUCGUCCGCCAUCUCGCUGGGUCGCUGUUGUCACAGGGCGAGAUGCGCCUGCUGACGCCACUGAGCAAACACGAUCACCUGCAAACGGAAACAGGAGGGUUGUGCCAUACGCUUCUUGCCCGCUCCUUCCCUCACCUUUUCACUUGCUCAUCCGCUACUUGCUUCAUCAGCCG